Messenger RNA from Branchiostoma belcheri (Belcher's lancelet), 2117 nucleotides. Its product is annotated as probable E3 ubiquitin-protein ligase MID2. The record is from RefSeq and is a predicted model, not a curated record. The transcript is spliced from 5 exons. NCBI's taxonomy places the organism in Eukaryota, Metazoa, Chordata, Leptocardii, Amphioxiformes, Branchiostomatidae. Gene Ontology annotation, molecular function: zinc ion binding. Bases 331 to 1509 code for a protein of 392 amino acids.
CAGAUUUUAAUCAGACACUAUAUUUUCAAAGACGUACCAUGAUGAUUUACGACGCGAGUGGUCGUGUAAAGUGUUCUUUCAGCUCAAACCGCCUAUCAAUUAAAGGUGCAUACCCAGCAGUUCACUGUCAGUUGAGAGGUUGUCGCUCAUUGGUGCGUCCGUCGCAACAUCGUCUAUGUCAACCAAUAACGUACCACGUGUACAAUUUGGAUUAUACCGUUUUCUCGUUUCCACUGCAUAGUUUAGAGUAGGCAUCCUGUAGUUCCUGUUUUCGCAGUUAUCAACCACCUGUUAGCGAGCAGACUACUUGUGCCUCAGGGCAAAUCCAAGAUGGCGUCCGCACUAGCAGGAGAACUAACAUGUGUCGUCUGCUCCGAUUUCUACAGUUCCCCCGUUUUGCUAACAUGUCACCACAGCUUCUGCCUGAUGUGUGUGAGGAAACUCGCCGAAGGACUGGAGAGAAACCAAGAAAAUGAGAAUAUUGGUGAGGCGACGGCAGACGUUAACGUUGUCAGCUGCCCGCAGUGUGGGCAGGAAACGAGCCUUAAUAAGGGCGGGGUGGACGAUCUGCCGAGGAACUUUCUACUCCAGAACAUUGUGAAGGGUUAUCUGAAAGAUAAGGAGAGGGAGAGGAAGAAGAUGUCUGUGAGCGAGUUCGAGGGCAAGCUUGUUCUGUGUGAUUUUUGUGUGGGUUCGUCGGCGGCGGCCAGGACGUGUUUAGAGUGCCGCCUGGCGUACUGCUCGCGGUGCCUGCCCGUGGUUCACCCGCCCAGAGGGAACCUGGCCAGACACACGCUCAGGAAACCCGAGCUGGAGGAGGAGGAGAGGAUCAGGUGUGCAGAGCACGGGGAGACUGUGACGAUCUACUGCUCGUCGUGCCAGACCGCCAUCUGUAUGCAGUGCGACCGGUCGGGAAGGCACCGGGGCCAUGACAGGUCGGACCUCACCCAUGCCUGCCAGGCAACUAAGGAUGAUCUGGAAAGCAGCGUUCGCGGCCUGAAAGAACGGAAUUCAGAGAUAGACAACUUUGUGAAGCGACUGUCCAAAGCAUGUGGUACUGUACAGGUGAACGGCCUGCAGCUGGUGGAGGAGGUCCACAGUCGGUGCACGGAGCUGCAUCAGCUGAUCGAGCAGCGGGAGCGGAGCAUGCUGGGAACGGUGUACCGUGAGAUGGAGAAGAAGCUGUGUGUGCUGGAGGACCAGAUCACGGCUUACAAGGAACAACAGCGUAAAGGAGAAGGCCUUGUGGAGUUCAGCAGGGAAGCGCUCAAGGAACAGGACCAUGCCACUUUUCUCCAGACGGUCCACUCUUUGAUAACCCGGGUGCGAGAGACCACAGACGACCGGCCGGCGUUCACGUUCCCAACACGGCCAAGUUUUGAAAACCUCAGCCUCGACUUGGAGAGCGCGAAGGUUGAGCUGGAAAAGAUCGACCUUUUGGACAACAACAACCUCCUGCCUGAUCCUGAUGUUAAACUGGGGGAUAGAGACAGUGACAGAAGCGUUUAAACUAAACAGAUUAGAAAGAACUUACUUGGAUACAGGAGUUUUCUUUUACACAACCAAGCUCGACCAACCUUGCUUACGUUUCGGUGUCUAUCAGACACCUUCCUCUGAGCUUCUAACUGGAGUUCUGCUUCUCACCGCUAUACGUAGGUGGCGCUUUUGCGGCGAGAACACAAUCCCAACUUUCUUUUCUGAGAAAUUAUAGCCAACCUGAAUCCACAUCUUCAUGAUGGUCUGACUACAUGCGCUCUGCUUCUGGCUUAUUCAAAUGGAAAAUACAUUUCAGUUAUCUUUAUUUAGUAGAUUUAGAGUUUAUAGAUAUACGUUGUUUUUGUAAAUAAACCCUGACGAUGAGCUGUUAUUUGGAAGAUUAUGUAAAUAAGAUCCUCGUUUGCAUGAAUUAUAUCAGCUUAUCAUAUUUGGCACCCAAUGCAGUCUAUUCUAGCAUUUCCUCAUAAAUUAUGCAAAUGAGUUGAGUGAAUCAUUUUAGGUGAUGCUGACCUUAUUGAACUUCCAAAUAUGGCAAGCAUUAAAUUCACAGCACUAUAAAAUUACAUCAACUAUCUAUUAAUCAUGCGUCGUAGGUCGUCAUUUACACAAUCAAUAUUUGC